CUUUUACUCUUACAAGCUUAGCUCAAUUAAUAGUAUCUCAUAGAGAUCAUACACCACGACACGUACCAUUAGGUAAUUAAUGCAAGCUCCCGUCUGCGAUAAGACGAUAGCAUCAAUCAGUAUACUCUUGUUUUAAUCUUCCAUUGCGGAUACUCAUCCUUCAUUCGACAUCGUUAUUUGUUCGGCGAUCGCAAGCUACUACCACGUUAUCCUUGGGGAUUUGAUGAUCUGCCACCCCUCCCUCCAAUUCAGGCCUGUGUGACUAUUCACGUAGUUGCAGGCCCUCUUACGGGUCCAUGCCUUCGCCGGGAAGCUCGCCAUUCGACGGACAGUCCCCUUCAUCUGCGGCCCCGUCGAAACGUAAACCCGCUGGUGCUACUGGUGCCCAUUCUCGACAGCCAUCUGACGUCCGAUUAUCCGGCCACGAUCAAAAACGUCCUAAGUUGAAUAAUCUGAUCGACCAGAGUACCACGAGAAUGAGCAAAGCCUUCAGCAAACGACCCGAGAUCGUCGACUUGACGAGGCCCCCUACUGCAUUCCAACCACAUAAGGGCGCAAAGAAGCUUGUCAUCAAGAACCUUCGAACUACCUCUCGAGCCAACGACCUCGAGAAAUAUUACGAUGCCACAAAGAAAGAACUACUAGACGCCCUCCAGGCUAUAUUCGAGCAGAAGCAACCCCGUCAACCUCUCGAGAGACUUUAUCGUGGCGUCGAGGAUCUCUGCAGGCAUGGCUCAUCUAGGGAGCUUUAUGAAAUUUUGCGGGAACGAUGUGACAAUUACUUAAAGAAUAACCUUCAUAAGUCCAUAGUCGCCGAAGCUGGGCCAUCGGAUGUUGAUAUGCUGAGGAGUGUCCACAAACAUUGGGUUAUUUGGAAUACCCAGUCGAUUACGAUUCGCUCAGUGUUUAGUUAUCUCGACCGAUCGUUUCUUCUUGGUAACAAGGAACUUGCCCAGAUUAACGAUAUGGCGCUGUCACUGUUUAGGAGAACGGUUUUCGCUACGAGCUCUAACUCAGGUGAUAGGACCUUCGGUGGCAUGUGCGAUCUAGUGGACUACGAUCGAAAAGGAGAUCCCCGAUUUGACCCAGCUUUGUUACGUGACUCUAUUUCAAUGAUCAAGAUCCUGAGCAUAUACGGAAGGGCCGCCCGAUCGUUCGAACCAAUAUUCAUAGAAGAGUCUAACAGUUACUUCAUAGAAUUCGCCGAGGAACAGAGCAGCGCCUCCUUGAAGUCCUACAUUUCCAGUUGUGAGAAGUUACUUGCGCGGGAAGACUAUCGUUGCAACGCCUAUAAUUUUGAUAGCACUACUAAGAGACAAUUGAUGGAAAAUGCACAUCAAUUACUUAUCGAUAACUAUUCCGACAAGCUACUCGACAGUGACAGCAUCAGCAAGCUCCUAGAUGAGAAUGCUGUGGAAUCUAUGAAAGCCUUGUAUGACCUCUUACGACUAUCAGGCAUACAAAAGAGCUUAAAGCUACCGUGGGAAGAAUACAUCAUACAAGCGGGCUCGGCAAUUGUGAAAGACACAGCCAGGGGUGACGAGAUGGUGGUCAGAUUACUUGAAUUAAGGAGAUCAUUGGAUCUCAUGAUUCGAGAUGCCUUCAAAAAGGAUGACGAGUUUACGUAUAGCAUGCGGCAAGCAUUUUCAAGCUUCAUCAAUGACCGGAAGAUAUUGAUCGCAUGGAACUCGGGUACUUCCAAGGUUGGCGAGAUGAUUGCUCGAUAUAUCGACUUACUUCUCAGAGGAGGUCUAAAAACUCUGCCAAAGUCGCUGCUGUCCGAUGUCAAAGACCGUGUCGAUGCCGAGAAAAGUGGACAAACAAGUACCGGUGAUGAGGAUGCCGAGUUGGAUCGACAACUUGACCAAGCUCUCGAGUUAUUCCGCUUCAUAGAAGGGAAGGAUGUCUUUGAGGCAUUUUACAAGCAAGACCUAGCGCGACGUCUUCUCAUGGGUCGUAGUGCCAGCGCGGAUGCGGAGAGAAGCAUGUUGGCGAAGUUGAAGAACGAGUGUGGUUCUAACUUUACUCACAACCUAGAGCAAAUGUUUAAGGAUCAACAGAUCGCUCGUGAUGAGAUGGCUUCGUACAAAGCUUGGCGCGAGGGAAAUGGACAUGCAAGGAGUAACUUGGAUCUCAGCGUCAACAUCUUGUCUGCUGCAGCAUGGCCGUCAUAUCCAGAUACACAGCUCACACUCCCCAGCGAUGUUGCGAGUCAAAUCGAACUAUUCGAAGGGUACUAUAUCAACAAACACACUGGAAGACGCCUUACAUGGAAACAUUCCCUUGGCCACUGUGUAGUUAAGGCACGCUUCAAUAAAGGGUCGAAGGAGUUACUCGUCAGUGCUUUUCAAGCCGUCGUGUUGACUCUAUUCAACGAAAUUGAGGGUAAGCCAGACGGGUUCCUCACUUAUCAAAACAUCUCAGAGAACACGGGUUUGAGCGGAAAGGAUCUGAAUCGUACUCUACAAUCUCUCGCAUGCGGAAAAGUUCGUGUCCUCACGAAACAUCCGAAAGGGAAGGAUGUGAACCCAACCGACACUUUUACCGUCAACAAGGCAUUUACGGAUCCUAAAUAUCGCGUCAAGGUCAAUCAAAUUCAGCUUAAGGAAACCAAGGAAGAAAACCAGGAUACUCACGAGCGGGUUAAUCAAGACAGACAAUUCGAAUGCCAGGCCGCUAUCGUAAGAAUAAUGAAGAGCCGUAAGACAAUGACGCAUUCCAAUCUCGUCGCCGAAGUCAUCAACCAGACUAAGAGCAGAGGUGCUAUCGAGCCGGCCGAGAUCAAGAAAAACAUCGAGAAGUUAAUCGAAAAGGAUUACCUCGAACGUGAAGGAAGCUCAUACACGUACCUCGCAUAAGUUCUGUUACAGAUGGCGGCCUGGUCUGUUAGUCACUACAUGGAGUUAUGAGAAUUGAUAACGAAAGCCUAUAUAGAAAUCUAUUACGGCAGGCCCAGUUCAGUAUUAGCGAACUGGGUGUACAGCCUCCCCUAACUAAUCGAUUUAGUUAGCAUGCCGAAUGGUACUAAUGAAAUAACGAACGAUUCAAUCAA
Molecule: messenger RNA, 3052 nt
Organism: Hypoxylon trugodes
Lineage: Eukaryota; Fungi; Ascomycota; Sordariomycetes; Xylariales; Hypoxylaceae
Product: Cullin-domain-containing protein
Exons: 3
Coding region: 297-2858 (853 amino acids)
Biological process (GO): ubiquitin-dependent protein catabolic process; DNA damage response; protein ubiquitination
Cellular component (GO): Cul4-RING E3 ubiquitin ligase complex
Molecular function (GO): ubiquitin protein ligase binding
Source: RefSeq, a predicted model, not a curated record